AUGGUGGAUACAGAAUGGAGUGAAGCCAUUGAAAUCAACGACAAAACCACUCGAUUCCAAUUGGACACAGGCGCAAAAUGCAAUGUGUUACCGUUGACAACACUUGAGGAGCUAGGACUGAAUUGUGACCAACUGUCUGCGUCGAAAACAAAUCUGAAGUCAUACAGCGGACACAGAGUCAAACCUGUUGGUAAUAUUGUACUGCAGUGUAAAUAUCAAGAUCGCGCAAGUGACAUUGCAUUUGAAGUUGUUGACUUACCUUCAGAACCUAUUCUUGGAUCUGUGUCUUGUUCAAUAAUGGGACUUGUAAAACGAGCCUACAAACUUGACCAUGUAGAAACAAUGAACAUUCCUAAAGACAUUCAGUCAGAGUAUGGAGAUGUGUUUAAGGGUCUAGGACUCUUGCCAGUAAAGCAGGACAUCAAGAUUGACCCGUCGAUACCUGCAGUAAUUCACCCACCUCGGCGUGUACCAAUUGCGCUCCGUGACAAGAUCAAAGAUGAACUUGAUCGCAUGGAACAAUCGGGUGUUAUCGUUCCACAGAAAGAACCUACAGCAUGGGUCAACUCUAUGGUUACCGUCCAGAAACCGAAUGGAAAACUACGCAUUUGUAUAGACCCCAAAGAUCUCAACAAAGCGAUCCGCAGAGAACAUUAUCCUCUUAAGACAAUAGAAGAUGUCACACAGCAGAUUACUGAAGCAAAGAUGUUUUCGAAACUUGACGCCACAUCCGGCUUUUGGCAAAUUGGACUCACAGAAGAGAGUUCAAAGCUCUGCACCUUCAAUAGCCCAUAUGGACGCUACAGAUUCACGAGGCUACCAUUUGGUAUCAGCUCAGCGUCAGAAAUCUACCAACGCACAAUCUCAGAGAUGGUCAGAGACCUGGAGGGAUGUGAAGCGAUCAUAGAUGACAUUUUGAUCUGGGGUAAAGACAGGCAGCAGCAUGACCAAAGAUUGAAAGCUGUCAUGAACCGAAUUCGUGACUACAACUUAAAACUGAGUCCAGAGAAGUGCCAGUUCAGAAAAGACCACAUUGCGUAUGUAGGUCACGUGUUUACCUCUGCAGGGAUCCAGCCAGACCCUGAGAAGAUUCGCGCUGUGAAAGACGUGCCUGCGCCUCAGAAUGUAUCCGAACUACAGACAUUCCUAGGAUUUAUACAGUACCUUGGAAAGUUCCUACCAAACCUGUCUGAAGCGAGAGCACCACUCCGAUCGCUCCUGGAAAAGGACAUUCUCUUCCACUGGGAGAAACCACAGGAAGACAGCUUCCAGACCUUGAAGCACCUUGUGAGCAACACACCCGUCUUGCGCUAUUACGACCCAAAGAAACCACUUGUACUAACAGUUGACGCAAGCUCUAUGGGACUCGGUGCAGCACUCAUACAAGAAGGUCAGCCUAUUGCCUACGCAUCACGUGCUUUAACAAAAAGCCAACAAAAUUACGCCCAGAUUGAAAAAGAGGCGUUGGCCAUUGCGUACGGAUGUACAAAAUUUCAUCAAUAUGUAUUUGGUCGUCACGUAUUGGUGGAAAGUGAUCAUAAGCCACUCCAAUCAAUAUUUCGUAAACCGCUUUACCAAGCACCUGCUCGACUACAGUCACUUCUGCUCACGCUACAGCGUUAUGACAUAGAAGUUACUUACAAACCUGGCAAGAUUAUGUUCAUUGCGGACACCCUCAGCCGAGCCUUCAUGAAUGAAACAAAGGAACAGCUUAUGCCCGACAUUGAGAUCAACUCAAUCAGUUACUUACCAAUGUCUCCAGAACAGUAUGAACGCUUUCAGCAAGCUACUCAUGACGACCCAGAACUGCAAACUUUACAGACCGUUGUAAAGUCGGGAUGGCCCAACACCAAAGAUAGCAUACCAAACUCAACCUACCCUUACUGGCCAUUCAGAGACGAGAUUACAUGCAUCGAUGGGUUGAUGUUUAAGGGACACAAAAUCAUUGUGCCAUCAACACUACGCAAAGAAAUGCUUGAUCGUAUACAUAGCUCGCAUCUUGGAACAGUAAAAUGCAAAAGUAGAGCUAGAGAAACAUUAUACUGGCCAGGAAUGACAUCAUCAAUUCAAGAGGUAGUUGAAAGAUGCUCAAUUUGUGCAUUGAACAGCAAAUCAAACCCCAAAGAACCAAUGCUAGAGACAGAAACACCAUCUCGUCCAUGGUCCAUCAUAUCAACUGAUUUAUUUGAUUUCAAGGGACAUGCAUACUUAGUCUGUGUUGAUCAUUUCUCAAAAUGGCCCGAAUUUGCAAAACUGGAAAACCAAACCAGCGACAACACCAUCCUACACCUGAAAGGUAUUUUUUCUCGCAACGGGAUACCAGACAAGUUGAUAUCUGACAACGGACCGCAGUUCGCUUCUGCAAAUUUCCGAGAAUUUGCUAAAGACUAUGGUUUUGUGCACAAGACAACAAGCCCGCACUUCCCUCAGGCGAAUGGGCAGAUAGAACGUACUGUCCAAACAGUAAAACAACUGUUGCGGAAGUCGACUGAUCCAUACAAAGCCAUACUGGCAUACAGAAAUACUGCCAUCGACAUGCUAGGAAAGUCUCCGGCACAACUAUUCUUCAACAGACGUCUAAGAACCGACUUACCUGUAGCAUCACCUCUGUUGGAACCAAACUCUGUUGGCCUGCACGACGUUCAAGACCGCCUGAAAUUUCGCAAAUACAAACAAAAACUAUACUACGAUGCUCAUGCUGGAAAGGAAUUGAGGGAUCUCUAUCCUGGAGAAACCACAGUUAUGCGACACGACAACAAAUGGACUCCCGCCGUAGUCGUGCAACAGCACAGCUCUCCAAGAUCCUAUGUUCUCCAAGCGCAGUCCGGAAAACGGUACCGACGAAACAGACGUCAUAUCAGACCAACCUCCGCGACGUUCCCAGACAAACCUGAAGUUGAUGAACCGAUUCUUCCUCCUCCGUCAGAGAAAUCCAAUGAACCGUUCCAAUCGAAUGCUGGACAAACCGCUAUCGAGAAACCGUCUCAGGAAGUUGAACCGUCCAAUCCGACAACAUCCGUCCCGAGUACCAUCUGCACUAGAUCCGGGAGGAAUGUGGUGUGUCCAUCCAAAUUCAAGGAUUUUGUGAAAUGA
This is a messenger RNA of Saccostrea cuccullata (small rock oyster), 3093 nucleotides long. RefSeq lists its product as uncharacterized. The coding region runs from base 1 to 3093 and encodes 1030 amino acids. The record is from RefSeq and is a predicted model, not a curated record. The transcript has a single exon. Gene Ontology annotation, biological process: DNA integration. Gene Ontology annotation, molecular function: nucleic acid binding. Lineage: Eukaryota; Metazoa; Mollusca; Bivalvia; Ostreida; Ostreidae.